AUGUCUUCAGACAACGACUACGACAAGCUCACGAAGGAUGAGAGAGAGGCACGUGAUAAGGCCGAUAGGGAACGCGAGGCGGCCGAACAGGCUGCUCUCCCAUACAGAUGGAAGCAAGAGUUAGGCGAAGUCGAUAUUACUGUUCCUGUUCCGAAAGGGACACGGGCCAGAGACUUAGUCGUUGUCAUUCAGAAGAAGAAACUUAGCGUUGGUCUUAAAGGUCAGGAAAAAAUUAUGGAAGGCGAACUCUGCAAGGAGAUCAAACUCGAGGACAGCACGUGGACACUCGAGGAUCAGCAGUCUCUUCUUAUCCAUCUAGAGAAACUGAAUCAACAGCAGUGGUGGGACAAUAUCCUCACACAUCACCCUAAGAUCGACACUCGCAAGAUCCAGCCAGAGAACAGUAAGCUCAGCGACCUUGAUGGAGAAACCAGAGGCAUGGUCGAAAAGAUGAUGUUUGACAACCAACAGAAGCAAAUGGGAAAACCUACCUCAGACGAACUGAAGAAGAUGGAGGCAUUGAAGAAGUUCCAAGCUGCUCAUCCUGAACUCGACUUCUCGAACGCCAAGAUCUCAUAA
This is a messenger RNA of Suillus subalutaceus, 579 nucleotides long. RefSeq names its product nuclear movement protein nudC. The coding region runs from base 1 to 579 and encodes 192 amino acids. Gene Ontology annotation, biological process: protein folding. Gene Ontology annotation, cellular component: cytoplasm. The record is from RefSeq and is a predicted model, not a curated record. NCBI's taxonomy places the organism in Eukaryota, Fungi, Basidiomycota, Agaricomycetes, Boletales, Suillaceae. The transcript is spliced from 7 exons.